GGCUGGUGGCUCUGGUGCGUGCAGGACUCCGCUCCAUAGUCAGGUCCAUCACCAGCUCAGCGCCUCGCUGCUCCUGCUCUUAUUCUCUGCGCAGAUCACGCAGCGCUUUACUGACGACGGGACUGAGCCAUGCAGAAGGAGCGCUCGUCUUCCCUGACGGAUGUUACAACUGAACACUUCCUAGGGUCAAAGUCUAAACUUUUUAUGUACAGAAGAGUAUCUCUGAACUGCAGUUCCAGGCACAGCCAACAGACAGGAGUGGCGCUGUGUCUGCAAAAAAAAAAAAAACUUUUCUGCCUGCAAGAAGCCACCACUAGAGGGAGCUAGUCAGGUAGUCGCAGGCAGGUCGGCCUCAGACCACUGCUGACCAUGGGUUCCACAGCCUAGUAGUAUUCCUGAACUCCAAAACGGGGGACAGCGCUGGUAUAAAAGCCGCCCCAGAGCGUAAAAGGGGUUGCCCAAAGUUAUAAGUGUCCACAGGAUACGGAGGAGCGCAGUGCUCAGCUGUUCCCAUACAGAUGAAUGUAGUGGCAGCCAGAAUUAUGAAGGACAAAUCUUCCAUAUCACAUUUGGUGCAUAAACCAGGCAAUUCUGGAAAAGCUAAGCGACAACCCCCGUCAGUCCUGGUGGCCGACAACUCCCGUCAGUCACACGUCAGUCCAGGUGGCCGACAACCCCCGUCAGUCACACGUCAGUCCUGGUGGCCGACAACCCCCGUCAGUCACACGUCAGUCCUGGUGGCCGACAACCCCCGUCAGUCACACGUCAGUCCUGGUGGCCGACAACCCCCGUCAGUCACACGUCAGUCCUGGUGGCCGACAACCCCCGUCAGUCACACGUCAGUCCUGGUGGCCGACAACCCCCGUCAGUCACACGUCAGUCCUGGUGGCCGACAACCCCCGUCAGUCACACGUCAGUCCUGGUGGCCGACAACCCCCGUCAGUCACACGUCAGUCCUGGUGGCCGACAACCCCCGUCAGUCCUGGUGGCCGACAACCCCCGUCAGUCCUGGUGGCCGACAACCCCCGUCAGUCACACGUCAGUCCUGGUGGCCGACAACCCCCGUCAGUCACACGUCAGUCCUGGUGGCCGACAACCCCCGUCUGUCCACUGCAGUAGCUCUAGUUCUUCCCACACCGGUUGUCAGACAGCUUUCCCGCCCCUGAAGGACUUUACAGGACACUUUAGAACUUCCUUCCCGGACUGGAGACAUGAUCCGGACGCUGAGGACAUCAGGAACCACCACAUCCAGGACAGGAGCUCAGAGGCAGCAGAGCCGACACCUCCCC
Bufo bufo (common toad) is the source of this 1289-nucleotide messenger RNA. RefSeq lists its product as uncharacterized. The record is from RefSeq and is a predicted model, not a curated record. Lineage: Eukaryota; Metazoa; Chordata; Amphibia; Anura; Bufonidae. The coding region runs from base 519 to 1166 and encodes 215 amino acids. The transcript is spliced from 2 exons.